CGAAAAGUGUAACUGACUAUAUCAUAGCCAUUAAUAAUUGUGCAUGGAUUGAUCUGGCCCUAAUAUAUAAUACUCAAUUAUUUUUCGUGGAAAUUGUUAGUUUAUUAUUCUGAAGCUUUUUAAUGGAUCCAAUGGAAGAACAAGCUCUGAAACGUUUUGAUAGAGUGUACACAAAACUUGGACAAUUAUCAAUUCCAGAGUCAAAAACAAUUGAUAUUGUAUUGAUACAUUCCACAGAAUUAUUGAAAGGUGAAACAAAGAGACAAAAACAAGCUAGAGACAAGUUGAGAGUAGUUUUUGAAAAUAAGUUGAGAAGUGAAGGAUUUGAUAUUGAAGAAACUGUGAUUAAUGGCGAGGUGUACAAGAAUCUUCAUUGUUCUUUCAAAAGACUAUGUAUUGAAGCCGAAGAAACACAUUUAAAAAUGCCUUUAAAAAAUUCAAUGCAUAUAUAUCCAGAGGAAGAAAAAACCAACUGCUUUUCCAAAUUUGUGUGCAACAAAUUUGCAACUGAUGAAAAUAAUUUAAAUUAUAUAUCGUCCAGAUUUAUGAUGGAGAGAAUACAUCUAUUUGAAAACUAUCAUGAUCCUUCUAACUUCUUCAGACCAGCAGUCAGGACAUUACUGGUUAAUCAUAUUCUUAUCAAUAUGAACAUCAGCAAUGAUGUCCAGAAAGAUGACAUUAUUUUAUUAGAUGAUAAUGUUGAUAAGGAGUUCUUUUCAAGAAAGAAAAAGAACACAGAUGCAAGUUUUGAUAAAGCAAUAGACAGAAAGAUUCAAAUAUUAAAUUUCCCUUACAUGACGAAACUGAAAGUGUACACAGACUAUUUAAUUUGCCACGAGCCUUCAAAAGACAGCCAACAUUACGAGGAACAGUUUGGCAGUACUUUAUAUAAAAAUAGUGAAGAUAAACAUAAAAGAAACAAACAUUUACCACCAAAGGAUUUUAGGAAAGAUCAAAGAAAAGUUUUGUAUGAUGACUGGAAAAGAGUUUACAAAUUCCAGCCUUUGACAAACAUUCGUUAUUAUUUUGGAGAAAAAAUCGCCUUUUAUUUUGCCUGGAAAGGUUUGUUAAUGACAACGCUAUGGGUGCCAAUGUUUCUAGGUCUGGUCAUCUUUAUAUAUGGGAUAGUACGAAGUGCCCGUUUUUCAACUGAUAAUUCAAGCACAACUAACAGUACAACGUCAAAGGUAACAGAGAUCUUCACAGUUAUCAAAGAAGCCUGUGACAAUGAGAUCACACCAUUCUUUGCCUUAAUAAUCUGUGUCUGGGGAACAAUAUUUCUGAAACUAUGGAAACGAAAAUCUGCUACAUUAGCCCAUAAAUGGUAUGUAGACGAAUUUGAAGUGACAGAACCAGACAGACCAAAGUUUUACGGAACACGAUUUCGAAAACAUCCAGUGACAAGGAAUGACGACUGGUAUUUUUCAAAAAAAAAUAAGCUACGACAGUACCUGUUAUCUGGGGUGACAAUAGUCUUCAUGUUAUGUGUUGUUUUGGCAAGUGUGACUGGCGUUAUUGUUUACAGAGUGGCUGCUAGUGUUCACUUCUGUCCAAACAUGUGUGCCCUAGCAUGUUUUUUCGUAACAUCGAUUGUUUCAACUUUGCUUAAUGCAAUAUCAAUUUUGAUACUGAGCAAGCUGUAUGGUUGCAUGGCUCGAAAACUAACAGACUGGGAGAAUCACAGAACACAGACAUCGUAUGAUGACGCCUUGAUUGUAAAGCUGUUUGCCUUUGAGUUUGCUAACAACUACGCUUCAUGCUUUUAUAUAGCCUUCGUAAAAGGGAGAUUGGGAGAGGAUGGUAUCGUUGGCCUAGGUAAAACAUAUACAGACAACUGUGAACCUAAUGGAAACUGUAUGUCGGAACUGUCCUUCCAGAUUUUUAUUUUGAUCUCUUUGAAACCAUUGCCAAAAUUCUUCCAAAAUGUUGUUUGGCUGUGGAUUAAGCGUUUAUGGAGAAAGCGUCUCCAGUGGUGUUGUAAAAUAAAAGUGGAAGGAGUUUCAGAACAACUUAUAUUUGUUGAGAAAGAAUUUCGUAAACCUUCACUUGGUGAUUUCACAAUGGAAGAAUACACAGAGAAAAUCAUACAAUAUGGAUUCCUUAUGUUGUUUGCAACCUCACUGCCGUUAGCACCACUGAUUGUCCUUAUCACAAAUCUUAUUGACAUAAGAGUGGAUGCCAAGAGGAUGCUUUGGUGGUACAAAAGACCAUUAGCCAAGAUAGCACAAGACAUUGGAAUAUGGUUUACAAUUCUACAGUUUGUUAAUAUUUGUGGGGUGAUAUCUAAUGGUUUCCUAAUUGGUUUUACCUCCUCAGUGGUAAAACAUUAUGAUGUUUAUACAAGACUGUGGAUUGUUGUAGCAUUUGAGCAUACAGUUGUUGCUAUAAAAUUAGCAAUUGACUACUUUAUACCAGAUGUUCCUGCUGAUGUGCGAUCAGCAUCAAAAAAGAGUACGCAUUAUAUGUCGAAUUUACUAAAGAAAGACCGAGAUCAAUUAAAGGAAGAUUUAUCAAAGUUAAGAAUAGAUGCAGACCGAUGCAGCCCUCCUCAGCCAUUACAAAGUGUAAACAGAGAUAUGGAGAUAGAAGUGCAAAUUGCUGAUGAAGAACCUGGUCCAAGUUGCAGACCAUCACCAAAAGAUAUGAGAAAAUAUAGAUUUAAAGUCGAAGUAAAAUAUACUCCCAUACGAAAGUUCAAGAAAAAGAAAAAGAAGCAUCAUCAUAGACAUUACAAUAAAGGAAAUUACGAUUUUGUUUGAAAGUGAAAGGCCUGUGUGACUAUAUAAUGUCAAAAAACCAAGAACUUCCUAUAUAUGGGGAUAGCAGACAUGGAUCUAAACAUUCAGAUGAUUCCACGGUUUAAGUCCUUCUUAUAUGAAAUAAAAACAAUUGUUUUCUGUUGUUGCUAAUUUAAACACAGUUCUAAUAUGUUGUUUAUAUAUAAAUGUACAUGUCUUUUAUA
Messenger RNA from Mytilus californianus (California mussel), 2962 nucleotides. RefSeq names its product anoctamin-7-like. The record is from RefSeq and is a predicted model, not a curated record. Gene Ontology annotation, biological process: chloride transmembrane transport. The transcript has 22 exons. Gene Ontology annotation, molecular function: chloride channel activity; protein dimerization activity. Gene Ontology annotation, cellular component: plasma membrane. NCBI's taxonomy places the organism in Eukaryota, Metazoa, Mollusca, Bivalvia, Mytilida, Mytilidae. The coding region runs from base 123 to 2759 and encodes 878 amino acids.